UGAAAUGAGAUGCAUAGUUUUUGUGGAAAGGGUUAUUACAGCUAUUGUCCUUGAGGUUCUUUUGAACAAUUUGCUUCCGAAAUACAAUAGCUGGACGGCUAAAUUCAUUGCAGGAAACAGUAGUAAAUUACAAAACCAAUCAAGGAAAAAUCAAAAUCAAAUUGUUGAAGAUUUCCGUAUGGGAUUGGUCAACGUCAUUGUUGCGACAUCAAUUCUUGAGGAGGGUUUAGAUGUUCAAAGUUGCAAUUUGGUUAUUAGAUUUGACCCAUCUCCCACCGUGUGCAGUUUUGUACAGUCCCGUGGCCGUGCCAGAAUGCAAAAUUCAGAUUAUAUAUUGAUGGUUAAGAGUGGGGAUUCAGUUACACGAUCUCGAUUAGAGAAAUACCUUGAUGGUGUGGAAAUGAUGAGGAAGGAGUCCUUGCAUCAUUCUUCCCUUCCAUGCGAAAGUCUUGAAAGUGAUAAAUUUAAUGAGCAAACUUACCGUGUUGCAAGCACUGGAGCUGUUGUCAAUCUUAGUUCUAGCAUUACUUUGUUAUACUUGUACUGCUCACGACUUCCAGCAGAUGGGUACUUUAAACCGACUCCAAGGUGGGACAAACAGACUGGAACGUUGUAUCUUCCUAAGAGUUGUCCUCUACAAGUACAAGCUGUUAAUGUACAUGGUGAAUCAAAGUACUUAAAAAAUAUUGCAUGUCUUGAAGCAUGCAAACGACUUCAUAUGAUUGGAGCUUUGACAGAUAAUCUCGUUCCUUCUAUAGUCGUUGAAAAAGCAGAGGUGGAGGACUUUGGGAAUGAACCAUAUGACGAGGAUCAACCAAGUUACGUACCGCUUGAAUUGGUGAAUCGUAUGCCAAACAAUAGUAACACAAUAUACUAUUGUUAUUUAUUAGAGCUAAAACAAAAUUUUAGCUACGAUAUCACUGUGCAAGACAUUUUUCUUGCAACUAGAGUCAAGCUUGAUCUAGAAACUGAAUGCAUGCAAUUUAACAUGGGUUUCGAUAGAGGUAGCUUGUCUGUAAAUUUGAAAUACAAAGGAUCCAUUAAUCUCUCGCCGGAUCAGGUUCUUUUGUGUAAAAGAUUCCAAGUUAAUGUCCUUGGAAUUCUUAUGAACCAUAAAACAGAUAUGGAAACUGUUUCCGACAAGUUCUGUUUGGAAGAUGAUCUUGAGUUUGAUUAUCUUCUGCUGCCAUCUAUUGCUAUAGAGGAAACACCAUCUGUUGAUUGGAUAACAAUUAAUUCCAUACAUCCAUCUAUAGUUAAGUGUCUGCAUCAUGAAGCAAAUAUAUGGACUGAAAAGGGUUUAGUUUGCCCUUGCAUAUUGCGAAAUGCUUUGAUUUGUACUCCUCACAAUGGCCGUACCUACAUCACCACUGGUAUAAUGGAAUUGGAUGGAAAUUCACCUCUGGAAGUAGGGGAUGGUGAAGUUAUCACAUACAAGAAGUACUUUGGACAAAAACAUGGCAUUCAAUUGCGUUUUGAGCAUCAACGCCUACUUAAGGCAAGACAUGUUUUUCCAGUAAAAAAUUAUUGUCACGGAUAUAGGCAAGCGAAGGACAGAGAUGUGAGCAAGACCUUUGUUGAGUUACCUCCUGAACUUUGCUCUAUAAUCAUGUCACCAAUAUCAGUCCGAACUAUUUACUCAUUUUCCUUUAUUCCAUCGAUCAUGCAUAGACUUGAGUCAUUGCUUGUAGCUUUGAACUUUAAAAAGAUGCAUUUGAGUCUUUGCCCGCAGAACAGUAUUCAAACAUUCAAGGUCUUGGAAGCAAUGACCACAAAGUCAUGCAAGGAGAACUUUCAUUACGAGUCUCUGGAGACUCUAGGAGAUUCUUUUUUAAAAUACGCUGUUAGUCAACAGCUUUUUAAUAUGUAUGAAAAUCAUCACGAGGGUCUUCUUAGUGUGAAGAGGGAGAAGAUCAUUUGUAACGCUGCCCUCUGUAAGUUAGGUUGCAGUUCUAAACUUCCGGGCUUCAUACGGAAUGAGCCUUUUGAUCCUAAGACCUGGAUCAUUCCUGGAGUUAAAUCAAGAUGUUUUAAAUUAGAAGAGACAGUUUUCAAGGGGACAAAAAUAUAUACUCGCGGAAAUAGAAAAUUGAAACGGAAAAUUGCCGCUGAUGUUGUUGAAGCACUAAUUGGUGCCUUCCUUAGCACUGGUGGUGAGAUGGCUGCAUUGCUGUUUUUGGAUUGGGUUGGUAUCAAAGUGAAUUUCAAUAUUACACCCUAUGAGAGGCAAUUCGAUGCUUGUCCAGACAAUCUAAUCAAUGUCAGCUUUCUAGAAUCCCUCUUGAAGCACUCGUUUAGGGACCGUUCACUGUUAGUAGAAGCUAUGACACACGGUUCUUACAUGCUGCCUGAUGUGCCAAGAUGCUAUCAGCGACUUGAAUACUUAGGAGACGCGGUGUUGGAUUAUCUCAUUACUACACAUUUGUAUAAUGAACAUCCUGGCAUGACACCUGGGCAGUUAACUGAUAUGCGGUCAGCUUCUGUGAAUAACGACUGUUAUGCAAUGUCUGCCAUCAAGGUUCAACUGCAUAAACAUGUACUCCAUGCCUCUCAGGAGUUACAUAAACAUAUUGCAGCUACCCUUGAUAAAUUUGACGAACAGUCUUCAUCACAAACUUUUGGAUGGGAGUCCGAGGCUUCAUUCCCCAAGGUACUUGGAGACAUCAUAGAGUCUCUAGCUGGUGCUAUAUUUGUUGAUUCAGGAUACAACAAGGAGGUUGUGUGGCAAAGCAUAAGACCUCUUUUGGAACCCCUUGUGACACCUGAUACAUUAACGAUCCAUCCGAUCAGAGAACUAACUGAACUGUGUCAGAAAAUGAAUUAUACCAUGGAGAAGAACUUGUCCAGGAACGACGGAGUUACUAGCUGUAGAAUUGAGGUAAUUGCAGAUGGCAUAAUUCAUCAAUACGAGUACAAAGGUUCUACUGACAAGAAAACAGCUACAAGACUAGCCUGCAAGAGAGUUUUGAAUUCCUUGCAGUUGAAGGAAACACAAGACCAGUGAUAUAAUUGACUUGUGGAAUUGUAAAAACACAAGGCUGUAGUUUUUUAGCCUUGGUAUUAGGCUUUCUCCUUUCUAUGUGCAUCUUCUCUUUUUGUGCUGACAUUUGUAAAAACACAUGGAAAGCAACGAAGAGUCGUAUAAGGAACAAAAGAGUUUUUUUUUCUUUUUACAAUAAGGAACAAAAUAGUUUUA
Molecule: messenger RNA, 3196 nt
Organism: Medicago truncatula (barrel medic)
Lineage: Eukaryota; Viridiplantae; Streptophyta; Magnoliopsida; Fabales; Fabaceae
Product: endoribonuclease Dicer homolog 2
Exons: 12
Coding region: 5-3004 (999 amino acids)
Biological process (GO): siRNA processing
Cellular component (GO): cytoplasm; nucleus
Molecular function (GO): RNA binding; ribonuclease III activity; protein binding
Source: RefSeq, a predicted model, not a curated record